This is a messenger RNA of Meyerozyma guilliermondii ATCC 6260, 882 nucleotides long. Its product is annotated as tRNA methyltransferase. Bases 1 to 882 code for a protein of 293 amino acids. NCBI's taxonomy places the organism in Eukaryota, Fungi, Ascomycota, Pichiomycetes, Serinales, Debaryomycetaceae. The transcript has a single exon. Gene Ontology annotation, biological process: tRNA methylation; cytoplasmic translation. Gene Ontology annotation, molecular function: tRNA methyltransferase activity. The record is from RefSeq and is a predicted model, not a curated record. Gene Ontology annotation, cellular component: cytoplasm.
AUGGGAAAAUCCAGCAAGGACAAGCGCGAUCUCUACUACCGGCGGGCCAAGGAGGAAGGCUGGCGUGCUCGUUCAGCGUUUAAAUUGCUACAGUUGGACGAAGAAUUUGGACUUUUUUCCGGAGUGAAAAGAGUGGUUGAUUUGUGUGCGGCCCCAGGUUCAUGGUCCCAGGUGUUAUCGAGGGAAAUAUACAAGAAUCUGAAAGGCGAAGAUGCCAAGAUCGUGGCGGUGGAUCUUCAGCCCAUGACACCCAUAGAUGGCGUGAUAACCUUGCAAGCAGACAUCACACAUCCCAAGACACUUCAACGAAUUUUGGACAUAUUUGGCGGAGAGCCAGCAGAUUUUGUCUGUAGCGACGGAGCCCCUGAUGUUACUGGAUUGCACGACUUGGACGAGUAUAUCCAAGCACAAUUAGUUUUGUGUGCACUUCAACUCACUACGUGUGUGUUAAAAGAAGGUGGAACUUUUGUAGCCAAAAUCUUCCGGGGCCGAGAUAUCGACUUGCUAUACAGCCAGCUUGGUCACUUGUUCGAGCGUGUUGUGUGUGCCAAACCAAGAGCUCUGAGAGGAACGUCGUUGGAAGCAUUUAUUGUGUGCAUUGGUUACAAGCCUCGUCCAGGAUGGACUCCCAAUAUUGCCUUGAGUACCGAAGAGUUUUUCCAGGACGCCCAGAUUAAACCAGGCAAUCUCGAGCACUUUGAAAUGCCCGAAGAAGAGCGAACUGUGGCCGAAUUUGUGGCUUGUGGUGACUUGAACAGUGUAGAUUCCGAUGCCACUUAUGUCGGAGGAAUCAAGUCUGGACUUGACCCAGUGCAAAUGCCCACGGCACCGCCAUACAAAAGGGCGUUGGAGAUGAAGAGGGAUAAUAAAAGAGGGAAAUAA